ACGAAUAAACCGCAACGAUGAAGUCGAUCGUGCUGUGCCUGGCGCUCCUGGCGGUGGUGGUGGCGGCGGCGGCGGCUCCGCAGCGCGAGGGCGCCGCCUUCAGCCGGGAGGCCAUCAAGCAGGCCCAGAGCACCUCCCUCAUCCCCAGAGACGCUGUGAUACAAAAUGUGCAAGAGGGAGUAGAGCUGGCGGCGUACGAGUCCAUCCCCGCCGGCCAGAGGGUCAACCUGCGAGAGAUCCUGGGCGACCAGCUGCCGGAGGAGGUCAUCAACAACCUGCAGAACCAGAUCGACAACGCCGUCCAGCAGUAGACCAAAGUACACCCAUCAUCGCAUCAAAAUCGUAACAGCAGUACCACCUAGUACUAAGACUGGGAACCUGUAAGCUCUACAAUCUAAACGAUCGAUUAGGUAUUUAGGUCUCAUUUAGGUGUAGUGCUAGGCGGUACUCCUGCGUCUUCGUGUGUCAUCAUCAUUAUUUAUCAUUAGCGAGGUACCAGACCGGCGGGAGAGGCGUGUCGCAAGCGCCGUGUUGUGAUAUCACAUCGUUUUGUUUGUACAUAAUAUAUUUUUAUAAUAAACGACUUAACGUA
Messenger RNA from Aricia agestis (brown argus), 592 nucleotides. RefSeq lists its product as uncharacterized. The coding region runs from base 18 to 311 and encodes 97 amino acids. The transcript is spliced from 2 exons. NCBI's taxonomy places the organism in Eukaryota, Metazoa, Arthropoda, Insecta, Lepidoptera, Lycaenidae. The record is from RefSeq and is a predicted model, not a curated record.